AUGGCCUUAACACAUGGUACAAGAGCUAAGUUCAGCCGAUUCACAGCAAUAGUUGAGAGAGCGCGAAGACUUCUUUACACUGGCCCUGCUGGUACAAACGGAAUCCGUGCACUCAGUCGAAGCCUUGGUGUGGCUGUGGAUGCUGGAGGUACACUUGUGGAAAAGACAAAAUUUAUACAAGCAUUAAACAGCAAUGGGGUUCCGUUAAGUGAUGAUGAUGUGGAUGCUAUCAUGCAUGUUUUGGAUAGAAAUGGUGAAGGGAUGCUGGAUCCAGUAGAUUUUAUUGCAGCACUAAGACUGGAUCUUACUCCAAUGAAACGUACAUGGGUUAUUCGAGUCUGGUAUAUAUUUAACCAGAACAGAGAUGGAACUAUUAAGAUCGAUGAACUUGUUGAGAAAUUUAAUCCAUCUGGUCAUCCAGAUGUUGUGAAGGGAGAACGAAGUGAACAAGAUGUACGUGAAGAGUUUGAAGCCACUUUUAAUUCUACAACUAAUCCAGAUGGAGUUAUAACACGACAGGAAUUUGAAGAAUAUUACUCUUGUGUGGCUGGAUUAUGUCCUGAUGAUAGUUCAUUUGUAGACCUAAUGCGAGGUAUUUGGCCAACAGCUGUUAGUGUACCAAGUAAACCUUCUGGUUCUGUUACUAUGCAGCGUAAUGAAUGUAAUACAACUUUUAAAGCUGCGCAAACGGCGUCCGAAAAACUUGCAGUCAAUACGGUAAGACAAUAUGCUGCUGAUUUAAAUGAGUUAAUUCGAACAGUUCAUCGACCUUCUGUUAUGGGUGCUCCAUAUGCAGUUCGUCAGCUCUCGUUAUUGCUGAGGGAAAUGGAUAAUGAGAAGAGAUUCUUUUUACCAAGAGAUGUCUUUUUGGGAGCCAUGUGGAAAAAACGACUUUAUUUUACAGAUGCGGAAGAUCUACUUUCCGUACUAGACACUAGAGGUGAUGGUUCAGUUGAUUACUUAUUGUACCUACAGAUUCUUCUUCCUCAAAUUCCACCUGCUCGAAUUAUGAUGAUUGAACGACUUUGGGAAUUGUUUCCAAAGGAUAUAUGUGGUACUAUUGAUAUUAUGGAGAUUCAUAGUCGUUUUCAUGCAAAGGAUGGUGAAGAAAAGAAUGCUUUCCUCUCAGCAUGGGAUGUUCGUUCUGCUAUUAAUCGUCGAAUUACGCUUGAAGAAUUGGUGGAAUGGUAUACACCUAUAAGUGCUACAAUUCAGUUGGAUAAAGACUUUGAUAUAUUGCUCAAAAGGCAAUGGUCUCUUGAAUAG
This is a messenger RNA of Trypanosoma theileri, 1266 nucleotides long. RefSeq lists its product as uncharacterized. The record is from RefSeq and is a predicted model, not a curated record. Lineage: Eukaryota; Euglenozoa; Kinetoplastea; Trypanosomatida; Trypanosomatidae. Bases 1 to 1266 code for a protein of 421 amino acids. The transcript has a single exon. Gene Ontology annotation, molecular function: calcium ion binding.